Agrilus planipennis (emerald ash borer) is the source of this 1605-nucleotide messenger RNA. RefSeq names its product double-stranded RNA-specific editase 1. Lineage: Eukaryota; Metazoa; Arthropoda; Insecta; Coleoptera; Buprestidae. Bases 148 to 1488 code for a protein of 446 amino acids. The record is from RefSeq and is a predicted model, not a curated record. The transcript is spliced from 6 exons.
GUGAAAUCGUUAUUAGUGAGUUGUUAUAGUAUAUUAGUGUUGUAGCCAGUUGUACAUGUUUGCUAAUAUAUUAAGAAGUUUUUGGCAAUUGAUUGUGGAUUAAUUGUGUGAUUUUCUGCUUAAAAUUUCACAGUUUUACAAGGCAAAAUGUCGUAUAAUACUCGCAGAUCAGGGGGCAACUUUGGAGUAAAUUCUGCUAAUUCGAUUGGAAAUAUUGGCCAGCGAAGACCUCAACCGCAAUCUUUGUCAAAUAACUUUAUUCCAGGAGGACAGCUGUCACAAGGAAAUAAACAACAGCAACAGUAUCACCAGCAGAAACCUGCUCAACAACCACCACUGCCACAACAACAGCAGCAAUUUAGACAGCAACCUCCGCCUCAACCACAAUCACAGGCACCACCUCCACCUCAACUGAAACAGCAACCUACACCUCCACCCCAAGUGAAACAGCAACCUACGCCUCCACCUCAAGUGAAACAGCAACCUACGCCUCCACCCCAAGUGAAACAGCAACCUACGCCUCCUCCUAUUCAAACUCCACAGCCAACACCACCACCGCCACAAGUUACCCCAACUAUCAAAGAAGAUCCUGGCAGUGUUGAAGAAACUACUAACGGAGAUGAAUCUACAACUGGAAGUACUAUUAAAAAGAGACCCUUCUGGAUGAGGAGACCACCUGGUAAAAUAAGCAAAAAAGAACGACUACGCAGACGAAAUCUGAGACUUCGUAAAAUAUUGCAACCUAAAAAUGCACUGAUGGUAUUAAAUGAAUUAGCUGGCAACGUAGUUUACAACAUGACCGAAAUUGUCGGUGGACUAGAACCCCCCCUUUGCAAAGCAUCGGUUCUUGUCGAUGGAAUUGAACACGUUGGAGUCGGCAAAUCAAAGGUGAUGGCCAAACAAAACGCCGCCGAAUGUGCUAUUAAGCACUUGGUACUCAGCAAAUUACGCGCAGACGCAGCAAACGUUGUAAAAGUUAUGAAAGUUGAAGAAAGCUCUACGAAUAAUAGCACAAGUACAGGUGAAAACGUCCCAUCGACAACGACAACCAUGGACACGACUGAAGAAGGAAAUACGAACACUGAAACUGAUGUUUCGUGGUCUCAUGUGGCAUCCUAUGCUUUGCAUAAACUACUGACAGCAUGGGAUGAGGGUGAUAACUUGACCGAACGUAUAGCGCAAGCAACAGCUAGCAUACCUCCAAUGGUGCCUCCACCGGUUACCGGGCCUGAUGGAGUUUGGAAACCCAUGAGUGGACCAGUAGAAAAGAGGCCGGCUAAGAAGUUGCCAGAAAAUGCAGCCCUAAUGAAUCCAGUUAUGUUAUUGAAUCAGAUGCGACCUAACGCAGUGUACGAGGAGGUGACCAAAACAGGCACGCCCCCCCAUGUUAUGUUCACGAUUAAGUGUACAACUGAUAAUCAAUCCUUUUUUGGAACGGGUAAGCAAUUUAUUUUACUUUUUCACUGUGAAGAAUUGUUCCUUACGUAAGUUAAUAUUUCGUGUAAUUUUUUUGCCUUUAAAUUCACUUAAGAACAAAUCUGAAUUUCACAUUUUUAUUACAAAUUCUUUGUAGUUAAUUACGAUGUUUAAAUUUAGCAACUGGUA